Cyphellophora attinorum is the source of this 1341-nucleotide messenger RNA. RefSeq names its product putative lactate 2-monooxygenase. The transcript is spliced from 3 exons. The coding region runs from base 1 to 1341 and encodes 446 amino acids. Gene Ontology annotation, molecular function: oxidoreductase activity; FMN binding. Lineage: Eukaryota; Fungi; Ascomycota; Eurotiomycetes; Chaetothyriales; Cyphellophoraceae. The record is from RefSeq and is a predicted model, not a curated record.
AUGGCAAAAUCAGUCCGCCAGCAGCACUUGAAUCAGCCGUAUGAGGAGCCAGAAGUCGAAGCAUACUCGUCGUAUCAAAGAGACAUCUACUCCGGCCUUCGACCACCACGCUUCUCGACUAAGCCAGCAGAAUGGGAAGCUGCUGCUCGCCGCGCCGUCGCAGCACCGAAUUUCGGCUAUGUCUUCGGCUCGUGUGGAACAGGCAGUACCUAUGCAGCGAAUCGAGCAGCUUUUGACGACUACCGGCUUCGUCCGCGCAUGCUCGUCAACGCCACCAGACGAGACCUGAGUGUUGACCUGUUCGGCGCUCGACACCCACAUCCACUCCUCGUUGCUCCUGUCGGAGUGCAGUCGAUCAUGCACCGUGAUGGCGAGGAAGCAACAGCUAGAGCUUGUGCCAAGGUCGGUGUACCAAUGAUUCUGUCCACUGCUGCAACACGGUCGAUCGAGCAAGUUGCCGAAGCGAACGGUGAAGGCAGCAAGCGGUGGUAUCAGCUGUACUGGCCUCGGCCGCAGAAUGAGGAAGUGACGGCUUCGCUGCUGUCGAGAGCAAAGGCAAAUGGCUACUCCGUUCUUGUCGUCACGCUGGAUACCUUUGCUCUAGCUUGGAGGCCUACAGACCUGGACCACAGCUACCUUCCUUUCAUCUACGGCGAAGGAUGUGAAAUUGGCUUUAGCGACCCGAUUUUCGACGAAAUAUACAAAGAUUCAGCCGCAGCAGAUCCACGCUCGUCCAGCGAGAAGCUUCGGGAGGCGAUCGAUGUGCUGCGCCGACCGGGAAGCAUAUUUGGUGCUGCAAAGGUGCUCACGAAUCUGAAGCACAUCGCGAAAGCUAGAGCAUGGUUGGGCGUCAUGAACAGCGGCACGUUUCGCCAAUGGGACCACCUGAAAGUGCUACGAAAGCUGUGGGGAGAUGGGCCGAUUGUGCUCAAGGGCAUUCAGAGUGUCCAGGAUGCGCAUCUUGCGAUUGAGUACGGCAUGGACGGGAUCAUAGUCUCAAACCAUGGAGGCAGGCAGGUCGAUGGGGCGAUAGCAAGUCUCGAUGCGCUGGCGGAGAUUGGAGAAGACGAAAAGGUCAAGGCGAGUGGUCUGACCGUACUGUUCGACAGUGGCAUUCGGACGGGUUCAGAUGUGCUCAAGGCUCUGGCGCUGGGUGCGAAGGCUGUUUUGGUGGCGAGACCGUUCAUGUAUGGUUUGGCGUUCGGCGGUCAAGAAGGCGUCGAGCAUGUGUUGAGAUGUCUGCUUGCGGACACUGACAACAUGCUUGGACUAGUUGGGAAGAGAUCGGUGCAAGAUCUGAGCAGAGCGGAUUUGCAGUUCAGAAAGGAGGUCAAGCUGUAG